Clarias gariepinus (North African catfish) is the source of this 849-nucleotide messenger RNA. RefSeq names its product serine protease 27-like. The transcript is spliced from 4 exons. Gene Ontology annotation, molecular function: serine-type endopeptidase activity. Gene Ontology annotation, biological process: proteolysis. NCBI's taxonomy places the organism in Eukaryota, Metazoa, Chordata, Actinopteri, Siluriformes, Clariidae. The record is from RefSeq and is a predicted model, not a curated record. The coding region runs from base 1 to 849 and encodes 282 amino acids.
AUGUGUUCUCGUUUUCUUCCAGUGUGUGGUCAGCCUAAACUGAACACCAAGAUUGUUGGUGGUCAAGAUGCCUCUCCCGGGUCCUGGCCCUGGCAGGUCAGCAUUCAGACAGGAGGCAGCCAUUUCUGUGGUGGCAGCCUGAUCAAUGAGAACUGGGUCUUAUCAGCUGCUCACUGUUUUCAACGCAUUCGUGCAGCAUCUAUCACAUUGGUGCUAGGAGUGAAAAGUCUGGAGGGGGUGAACCCUAAUAUGCAGCAAAGAAGUGCUAAAAAGAUCAUAAUUAACCAAAACUAUAACUCUAGCACCAGUGACAAUGACAUUGCACUAGUUCAGCUCUCCUCUUCUGUGACAAUCAAUAACUAUGUCUUGCCAGUAUGUCUUACAACAAGCAACAGUUUUUACCCAGGUGAUACUAAGACCUGGGUCAAUGGAUUUGGUAAAAUCAGUUCAAGUGUGAAUCUGCCAUCCCCAAAAACCCUGCAAGAGGUGGAAGUGCUGAUUGUCAAUAACAGUCGCUAUGCAAAAUUAUAUCCAACUAGUCUUAUAACUAAUAAUAUGAUAUGUUCUGGCUUAUUUAAGGGAGGAAAAGAUUCAUGCCAGGGUGAUUCUGGAGGUCCACUUGUCAUUAACGUCAACAGACGUUGGGUUCAGGCUGGGAUCGUGAGCUUUGGCAAUGGCUGUGCUUUACCUAAUUACCCUGGUGUGUAUACCAGAGUGUCUCAGUAUGAAGACUGGAUAAGGGUCAACAGCAGUCCUGGGUUUGUUGCAUCCAGCAUCAGUCUUGGCUCCCCCCACCUCUUCUGCUUGUUGCUUUCUUUUUCCUUUCUCUUCUCCUGUUCUAUGUUGUAG